AAACGCAAACAAGUAUUAACAAGCGCAACAUCCUUCCACCGUUUUAACGAGCUUCCUAUUUCGGUUUAGACGCAUAUACGCUAUAUGGUUUGUGUGUAUAAUAUUUAUGAGAUUAAGAAAUAUGAAUUUACCGAUGUAUGUGUUUUCCUUGGUCAUUUUGUUGACACACAGUGGACAGUGUGAACUGAGCAUCCGGCUGUUGUCAAAACGAUUGGAUGACAUCGUAUUCGAAAUGCAGUCGCAAGAGAAAUCAUUAAAACAGAUCCAAGAUAUCACGGCAACGACGAGUCAGCGGUUGGAGUCGUUUGAAAUGAGACUCAGCGCUCAGAUUGAGCAGUUGGCUUCUUUUGAAACACGGUUUAACGAUUUUAGACCCUGCAGUCAACAGCUGACCACCUUGGAGAAGAGGCUCGGUGAUAUUGAAAAUCGCUUUACCGAUGUCGCAGUUGUAGAAGCAGGGCGGCAGACGCAACUGUUAAGACGUGGUUUGGAGAAGGAGAAGGCGAUUAUUCAGCUACAAUUUGAGUCUGUCAGGAAAACGCAAGAAUAUCUUCAGUCUGAGAUGAAUGCAACGCAAACGGCUGUAAAAACGCAGUUAGCAGGUAUAAGAGGUCUGGAUGGAUUGCCCGGACCAAAAGGUGAGCCGGGUUUACCCGGAGAAGGUUCUCCAGGAGAGAAAGGGGAACCAGGAUUGCCGGGAAAGAAUGGUCCACCAGGAAUGAGAGGAGCAAAGGGUGAGACAGGUACAAGAGGUUUUAAUGGAUUUCCCGGAUCAAAAGGUGAGCCAGGUUUACUCGGCGAAGGUUCUUCAGCAGAGAAAGGAGAACCAGGAUUACCGGGCCAGAUUGGCGAGCCUGGACCAAGAGGACCACAGGGUGAGAAGGGUUCGUACGGACCAAGGGGUUUACCGGGUUUGACUGGAUUAAAAGGUGCGCCAGGUUUACCCGGAGAAGGUUCUCCAGGAGAGAAAGGAGAACCAGGACUCCCUGGAAAGAUUGGCGAGCCUGGACCGCCAGGACCACAGGGUGAGAGGGUAUAUGAAGGUAUAAGAGGUCUGGAUGGAUUUCCCGGAACAAAAGGUGAGCCGGGUUUACCCGGAAAAGGUUCUCCAGGAGAGAAAGGGGCACCAGGAUUGCCGGGAGAGAAUGGUUUAAGAGGUCUGGAUGGAUUUCCCGGAACAAAAGGUGAGCCGGGUUUACCCGGAAAAGGUUCUCCAGGAGAGAAAGGGGCACGAGGAUUGCCGGGAGAGAAUGGUUUAAGAGGUCUGGAUGGAUUUCGCGGAACAAAAGGUGAGCCGGGUUUACCCGGAAAAGGUUCUCCAGGAGAGAAAGGGGCACCAGGAUUGCCGGGAGAGAAUGGUUUAAGAGGUCUGGAUGGAUUUCCCGGAACAAAAGGUGAGCCGGGUUUACCCGGAAAAGGUUCUCCAGGAGAGAAAGGGGCACGAGGAUAUCCGGGAGAGAAUGGUCUACCAGGAUGGUAGGGUUCUAGAGGUAAUCGCUGCCACUUCGCCAAUACAUAUAGCCUCUGGUUCGCCAAAGUAGAGGAAAUGAGCAAUCUAGAAACUCCAGUUGUUACGCUUGUAUACAUACACCUACCCCUAAAUUAUUAGUCAGCCGUUGUCAAUUGAGCGCUAAAGAUAACAGAGGACCCAAUAACUUUAAAGCUAUCGUACUGACAUAUGCUUGAUCCAUACCCACUAUGCUGAGUGUGUGACUCGUAACGAAUUCUUUAAGUAAUCAAAACUAUCUUGUUUAAAUGUGUUGUUCCAAAAAUGGCUUGCAAUUAGUAUUAUUAAAUGUACUUUUCAUUUGUAUCAUUUUUUGAUCAUCUUGACCAAGAGGACCAGACGGUGAGUAGUGUUCGUAAGGACUAAGUGGGGAGUGUGGUGAGUUGAUGAGUAAACGAUGGUAACGGCAAAAGUUGUGCAUAUAAAAUAGCAUAAGAAGUAAUUUUUAAAGCGUACAAUUAAUAUCAGCAAUCAUCUAGGGCUAAGGUUUUUAAUGCAAAUAGUAUUGGAACCUUCGGAAAUUUUGUUAAAUGGUUUAUGAUAAUUACCGGUACUCUAUAGACAAUGGACUACAUUGUGAAAUACGAAUAGGGUCCAUUUGUAAUAAUCUAAAGAUUUUUACACAGUCUGGUUAAAUUCAUUCAGGUAAGGAAAUAAGUAAUCUUGAAUUGCCAAUCAACAAAACUGCUCUCUAAAAAGUUGAAUUACUAGCUUUCUGAAUUGUGCAUAAACUGUUUGACAACAAAACACUUAAACACUAAAAUUAAAUGUUUUCUCAAUGAGUGAAUGGCUGUCAAUUAAAAUAUUAUCUCUUUGAAGCACAGUGUGCUAGUUUGCUAAAAAAACUGUCAAUACAACAUCACCUCUGUCAAGCAUUGAGAUCCAUGUGAGAGAUAGGAAAUACUUGUUGCUGCAACAAAUUGAAAAACAUGGCUGUAUGGGUACAAAGCAAUUGUUGUUUUAUGGCUAAGUGAACCCUUGUGAUCACUCUAGAAGUACUUGCGUUGUCCAGUAAUCCUUUAUACUUUUUCUCAGAACGUUUAUCCUAUAUAUGUGUCAUAAGUAAUAUAUCGGCCGAGUCUGACAAUGUUCUAAUGACUACUCGGUCGAGUUAAAAAGGGGUUCUGACCUACUGUAUAAACACGCCCGCCAGGAGGCGGACAAGUUUUCUUGAUCUGUUUUUUGCAAACAUUGAUGCUACUAUAUAAGUCACAGUUUGUGUCCAAUAAACAUACAACUUUA
Molecule: messenger RNA, 2749 nt
Organism: Dreissena polymorpha
Lineage: Eukaryota; Metazoa; Mollusca; Bivalvia; Myida; Dreissenidae
Product: collagen alpha-2(IV) chain-like
Exons: 12
Coding region: 107-1480 (457 amino acids)
Cellular component (GO): collagen type IX trimer
Source: RefSeq, a predicted model, not a curated record